Prorocentrum cordatum is the source of this 268-nucleotide messenger RNA. NCBI's taxonomy places the organism in Eukaryota, Dinophyceae, Prorocentrales, Prorocentraceae. The record is from the annotation of a GenBank genome assembly.
GACCGAGGCCUACAAUCGCCAGCAGACCGAACGUGAGAACACGGUCGUGUACAAGCACCAGUUCGCCAGGGAGCCCCCUUGGAUGUUCUCCCGCGACGAGGUCUGCCUGCUGCUGCAGGUGGCCGAGCUCUGGAGCAGGGCCACCCGCGGGCCCCGUGGGAGCAGAGGCAUGGACCGACCGACCUUCUGCCGCAUGCUGCUCGACCUGGGCCUCGUGGACCAGGAGCGCGUGCCCUUCUUCUGGGCCGCCGCCCUCUUCGACUCGCAG